UACACAAACGCAGACAGGUGAGCAGAGUUGACAGAGUUGUUGUUGACCGUCCCUAAUCGGAUUAUUUGACAUGAGAGGACACGACUUGUUCAUCUGAGAAGGAAAGAGACGAGGCUUCGGAUUCUCAUCUCUACUAGCGUCUUUUCUUUUUGGAAAAUGCCUCUCUUUAUAAACCGGGAUCAAAUAUUUGCGCACCAGGUACAUCUGCUGGAGCACAAACUGAGGAGUAAAGAAGAGCGAAUACUGGAGCUGGAGACAGAGAAUGCUAUUCUUCAUUUAAGACUUGCAGAGUGUUUGGGGAAACUACGUCGGGAGCGAGAAGAGGAGAUCAAGGCCCUGAACCAUCAUCAGCACCAGCGGGAUGCACAGAAUAUAACCCGGUCAGCCCUCACCAAACUCCUGUCUGAGGUCCAGGCUGUGAAGCAGGACCUGAGUGAGGUGUUUGCAGUUUAUGUGAGUUUUGCCACAGAGCUGGAGGAACAGAGCAAGCAGCUAAUGGGGAAGGUCGAGCAAGUCAGCUCCUCCCUAAAUAGUCACUGUGGAGACGAGAUUCAGAAUUUACAGGCCCAUGUUGCAGGUCUGGAGCGCUCUCUGGAGGAGGAGAAAGAGAAGUGCAGGGCAGAGCGCCAGAGGAGGAAAGAACUUCACAACACACUGGUGGAGCUGAGAGGUAACAUCAGAGUUCACUGCAGGGUGCGACCAGUUCUGCCCUUUGACCACAUCCAGUCCUCGACAUCUGGAUCAGGGCCUGCGUCAUCAGAGGAAGUGGUUUAUGCAAUCAGUGAUGACACAGUGAUGGUGAAUGGCCUGAAAACAGGGAUGCCAAUGCAAAACAAGAUGUUUGAGUUUGAGAGGGUGCAUGGACCAGAGGAUUCCCAGGAUGCCGUGUUUGAGGAAGUCAAGCCACUCCUUACAUCUCUGCUGGACGGCUACAAUGUUUGUAUCAUGGCGUACGGACAGACAGGCAGUGGGAAGACUCACACCAUGAUGGGAUCCCAGCCACUACAUGACCACUCAAGGACACAGCAGGAGGCACAGCAGGGUAUUAUCCCUAAGGCUGCUGCUGAGCUGUUUCGGCUGAUCUCUGAGAAGCCUGCAGAGAGCCACACGGUGGAGGUGUCAGUGAUGGAAGUGUAUAACAAUGAGGUGUUUGACCUGCUGGCCAGAGAUGAGCAGGGGAACGCUGCCGGCCAGCGCAGGGACGUCAUCACCACCUCCUCUGGUGCCAUCCAGGUCACCUCCCUUACAUACGUGCCUGUGUGUAGCGCCUCUGAAGUGAUGCAGGUCAUCAGCAGUGUUCUGAAACUCAGGGCUCACUGUCCCACCCUUGUCCAUACCGACUCUUCACGCUCUCAUCUCAUUGUAACCCUCACCAUUUCCUCCAAGAGCCCCAAUGCAUUGGCCCUGGCCCGUAGGCUACAGAGUGCCAAGAAGGACAUGCAACGAUCCAACCAGAAGGAGUGGUGGAGUCCACGCUGUCGCCGUGCCAAUCCUGCUGCCCGCCACUCAUCUGACGAACUCUUUGCAAGCUCUGCCUCCUCUCCCUGCCCUUCACCUUCCUAUUCCCCAUGUCCAUCCCCCAGGAACAGUAUCACACAGGCUCCAUUCAGGACCAAGCUGCAGCUGGUGGACCUGGCAGGGAGUGAGUGUGUUGGUAUGUCUGGAGUUUCGGGUGCUGCUCUGUGGGAGUUGUCCUGUAUAAAUCGCAGCCUCUCUGCUCUGUCUGAUGUCCUGGGAGCUUUGGCUGAACAGAGGCCACAUGUCCCAUACAGGAACAGCAAACUGACUCAUCUACUUCAGGAUAGCAUAGGUGGCGAUGCCAAGUUGUUGGUGAUGCUGUGUGUCUCUCCCACGCAGCGCUUCAUCACCGAGUCCCUGCAGUCUCUGGGAUUAGGCACACGAGCCCGUCAGGUGCAGAAGGAGCAACCGCGGAAGAAGAAUAACACCCUCAAAGUUAAGUGAUGAGACAGAGAAAGAUUUCAUCCUUAGCAGCUGCUGUGGCAGAAUAUAUCCUUUAACAGUGAUGCCGAUAGAGCAGAUUUAAGAGUUUAAGAUGCAUACCUGCUAAUUUGUUUUUAUUUUACAUUAGUAUUAAAUGUAUGACUAUCUUUGGGCUCUUGAAAGAUUGACAAUCAAAGUUCACGGCCUUAAACAAUAUCAGACUAACUUAUUGUGGUCAUUAGACAUCUUAAUUUAUCACCAGGUUACUUGGUGCUGCAUAUAAUAUCAAAAUCCUAAACUAUAUAAAUAAUAGUAGUAAUAAUGUAAUAUCAGUUUCCUUACUCUGCAGAUUUGAUGGUUUUAGUAGUGAUUUUAAUUAGGAAAUAUGUUGGUUGUGCCAGCAUUGUUGCUAUAUUUCUGUUUUUCAAUAGAUCUUGGUAGCACUAAAUGUCAUAAAUAGGCUGAAGCUGCAGAUACUUUGUAAUACACAUUGUUAAUGUGUAAUUAAGCCUGGCAUUACUAAGGGUGCUGAAUAGCUAUACAUAACAUUAAAAUUAUAGACAGGUAGGAUUUCAAUAACAUUCCACUUUAUUAAAUUCCCUUUCAUGCACACCACUUUUAAGAUCUAGAUCAUGCUAAUACUGAAUUGUUACAAAUUGUAAAGCAAAGGCUUUUUGAGUAAGGUAGUCUAUUUAUUCAUCUGUAAUCAUUGAAACACUCGAUGCUCAUGCUAUGCCUUCUCCUUUUUAGUGUUUUGAUGCAACUGUGUUUAUACAGUAUUUAUACACAUUUCCAUGUAUUCUGUCUCUGUAAUCAUCACUUUUUUGUUAUAUAUUACACAUCUUUCAAACACCUUGAUAGAAUAGUCUCAAUAGAAAGUGGUCAGUAUUCAUUUAAAAUAAACAGAUGAUAUGCUGAGAUAUAUGCCUUUUUGUA
Seriola dumerili (greater amberjack) is the source of this 2877-nucleotide messenger RNA. It is a transcript of the gene kif25, whose product is annotated as kinesin family member 25. Lineage: Eukaryota; Metazoa; Chordata; Actinopteri; Carangiformes; Carangidae. The transcript is spliced from 15 exons. The coding region runs from base 157 to 1962 and encodes 601 amino acids. The record is from RefSeq and is a predicted model, not a curated record. Gene Ontology annotation, molecular function: microtubule binding; ATP binding; microtubule motor activity. Gene Ontology annotation, biological process: microtubule-based movement.